AUGGCGGUUUCCUCUUCUAAUCCGUGGGCCCGGAGCCUCGCCCCUGGGCCCCACGAUACAGACCGGAGCCAGCUCCGUCCCACUGCUCAACAGUCUGUCUCCCUCUCUUAUAAAUACGCCCCCACCCUCUCCCUCCCUCUCUCCAGCUCACCUCUCGCAAAAUUCUCCAACCCCCCAGCGAGUCUCCCCUUCUCAAAAUUCCCGAUGGCCCAAGAAGACGUCAUUGCCACCGAGCCCAGCCCAGUUCAGCAGCCCAGCCCAAAAAAACCCUCCUCGCCGCCGGCUGUCGUCAAGUCGGGCUCCUUCAGGGAGGAGAGCAACUCAUACUCCGACUCCAAGAGCACGAGAAAGCGGCCCUCGACGAGCUCAGAUCCCUCUCCGAUCCGAGCUCGCCGCCCCGCCGCCUCCUCCGGCGGCGGAUCCGCCGUCCGCCGGCGGGGCAAGGCCGAAAACGCCGACGACGGGCGCCAAGACGGUGGAGGCCAUCGAUCCACGUCGUUCCCGGCCGCUCCACGCGGGGCGGCGGAGAGCCCGCGCGUUUUAUGGGGAGUCCCGCUCCUCGAGAGAGAGCCGACACCGGUCUUGCUCAAGUUCCUGCGGGGCCGGGACUUCAGGAUGCGAAGGGUCGAUGGAGAUGAUAAGGCCCAAACCAAAAUUGGAGGUAGGAGUUCGGGAUCGAGAAGGCUGGCGGGAGGAGGACCUCGGUGCGUGUACAUCGUCGCGGGAUGGGCGGGCCGUGUUCAUGGCGGCGGCGUCGACAGGGAGGGGCCACCCGUCUGGAGUCUGCCCGACCUUCAAGCCCGCCGGGUCUCGACGGGUGCAGCGUCACCGACCUCACGGCACUCGCCGGGGCUGCUGAAGGCCGAGCUCCGCCAAGCCCUCGACAUCCUCCAGAACAAUUACCCUGAAUUCGUCGCGAAACAGAUCUUCAUCAACGUGCCGUGGUGGUACCUCGCGUUCAACAAGAUGAUCAGCCCGUUCCUGACCCAGAGGACCAAGAGCAAGUUUGUCUUCGCUGGGCCGUCCAGAUCGGCGGAGACCCUGUUCAACUACAUUUCUCCCGAGCAAGUCCCGGUUCGAUUUGGAGGGCUACUGACCCAGGAAAAUGAUCCUGAUUUCGCCCCCGCCGACGUCGUCACCGAGGUCACCGUGAAGCCUGGCUCCAAGCAAAUUAUAGAGAUGCCAGCCGCUGAGAAAUGCCUUCUUGUGUGGGAGCUCAGAGUACUGGGUUGGGAUGUAAGCAUUGGUGCUGAGUUCGUUCCGAGCUCUGAGGAUGGAUACACCGUGAUCAUAGACAAGUUGAAGAAACUGGGGGCAAAAGAUGAGGCCGUUGCUAAGAACAGCUUCAAGAUCGCCGAGCCCGGCAAGGUGGUGAUCACUGUGGACAACGCUACCUCAAAGAAGAAGAAGCUCCUAUAUAGAUACAAAUCGAAGGAGUGCACCGAGUCCGUUUGAAUUAAUUGCUCGGGAGAGGAAAAUUAAGUUUAGUCGUUGACCGUAGGGAAGCAGAGGAGUUGCAUCCGUUAUUUGUUUGUUGUUUUGGUGAGCUGAAGUUGAAUUGGUGUGGAUAUUUUUUUGUGAGAGAUUUGAGUUGGCAUCGUGUUUAAUUAUUAUUUUGGAAUGGUAGAGAGAGGAGGUGAUGGAGUUGAUGUCGAAGCUGUUUUGUCUGUAAAAUUUCUGUGUAUGUUGAGGACUUUGGUCGUGGAAAGAAUCUACAUCUUGUUCCCUU
Molecule: messenger RNA, 1729 nt
Organism: Asparagus officinalis (garden asparagus)
Lineage: Eukaryota; Viridiplantae; Streptophyta; Magnoliopsida; Asparagales; Asparagaceae
Product: patellin-1-like
Exons: 5
Coding region: 1-1455 (484 amino acids)
Molecular function (GO): lipid binding
Source: RefSeq, a predicted model, not a curated record